UCAGUCUGGAGGAUUUUGAGGAGGCUUUGUGAGUGUUUUUUGUGUUUUCGGGCAGUAAAAGUGAUAAAAUCGAAUUUCUCAAGUGUUUUGCAACACCACUGUGACCCCAAGCAUCCCACGGAGUUGUGGGAUUGUCCACACGACGCCAAUCAAGCUGACAAUGGAGCUGAUAAAAACACCCAAGGUGGAGAAUGUGCGGAUGAUUGAUCGCUACAACAGCAAGAAUGCCUCAAUUGGAACGCUGUAUUUGACGGCAACUCACUUGAUUUUCGUUGAUCCCGAGGCGAAUAAGGAGACUUGGAUUCUCCACAUGCACAUUGCGACGAUUGAUAAAUUGCCGCUGAGCACAACCGGAUCACCUCUCUUGAUUCGCUGCAAGACGUUUCUCUCCGUGACAUUCGUGAUUCCCAAGGAGCGCGAGUGUCACGAUGUGUACGUGACGCUGCUGAAGCUGUGUCAGCCGGUGCACAUCAAGAAUCUCUACUGCUUCCACUACACAUCGAGCAACGAAGACCUGCCGAAGACGUCUGGGUGGGACUUCUUCCGCCUGGAGACGGAGUUCAAGCGGAUGCGCGUGCCCAACGAGGACUGGGCGUUGUGCACGCUCAACGCGAACUACGAGCUGUGCGACACGUACCCGCGCCAGCUGUACGUGCCAGCGGAGGCGUCCACGGCCGUGCUGAUGGGCAGCAGCAGAUUCCGGUCGAAGGGACGUCUGCCGGCGCUGACGUACUUGCACAGCAACAGAGCGUCGAUCUGCCGAUGCAGCCAGCCGCUGUCGGGCUUCAGUGCGCGCUGCCUGGAGGACGAGCAGAUGCUGGAGGCGAUCAGGAAGACGAAUCCCAAUGCCAGCUACAUGUAUGUGGUGGACACGCGGCCGCGCAUCAAUGCGAUGGCCAACAGGGCGGCGGGAAAGGGGUAUGAGAACGAGGCUUUCUAUGAGAACAUCAAGUUUCACUUCCUGGGCAUUGAGAACAUUCACGUGAUGAGGACGAGCCUGCAGAAGUUGGUGGAGACGUGCGAGCAGAAGGCGCCCACGAUGAGUGGAUUCCUGGGCUCGUUGGAGUCCUCGGGGUGGCUGAAGCACAUCCGUUCGAUUCUGGACACGUCAAACUUCAUCGCCACGGCGGUGGACAAGGGCAUUUCGGUGGUGGUGCACUGCUCAGAUGGGUGGGACAGAACGGCGCAGGUGUGCUCCCUGGCGGCGCUCAUUCUCGAUCCCUUCUAUCGCACAAUCAAGGGAUUCCAGGCACUGAUUGAGAAAGACUGGCUGGCCUUCGGGCACAAAUUCAGCGAGCGCUGCGGCUACAUCCAGACGGAUCCCAAGGAGAUGUCGCCGGUGUUCACGCAGUUCCUCGACAGCACGUGGCAACUCAUGCAGCAGCGCUGCGAUGCGUUUGAGUUCAACGAGCGCUUCCUGCUCACACUGCACGAUCACGUGCAAUCCUGUCAGUACGGCACAUUUAUUGGGAACUGUGAGAAAGAUCGCCUGGACUUGCGUCUGUCCGAAACCACCUUCUCGCUCUGGGGACACAUGGCGAACCACAUCAACGAGUACAUCAAUCCGCUGUACAGGCCCGAGAUGGAGGAGAUCCUGAAGCCUAAUCUAGCACCGCAAUGCAUCAAGUUCUGGCGCGGCAUGUACAGUCGCUUCGAGAGUGGCGUGCACCCACGCGAGCCGCUGGGCGAUCUGCUGCUGGCCAGCAGGGAUCACUGCACAUCGCUGGAGGAUCACGUGCAGCAUCUCACGAAGAGGAUCUCCAAUCUGAAGAAUCUGAUCUCCAAGUCCGCCAAGCGGUUCCAGGGACCCUCGAUGAGGCUCAAGGACAACAAGGAGCCGACAGAGAUCAAUGAUAAUCGCUACAACUAUGACAAGAGAUCGGGACAGUUGACAGACACCACGGAUCAUCCGCUGCAGUCGUCAGAUUUCUCCUUCUCCAAUCUUUCCAUCUCCGAGACGAACACAGAGAUCCAGCAGAUAAAUGCAGAGAUGGAGUCCGUGGCGGUGGACUGGAAGUCGAUGCGGAAUGUCACGGUGUGCUCGUGCUCCACGCCCUUCGACCAGUUCAGCCGCAAGAGUCACUGCUGGAAGUGCGGCGAAGUCUUCUGCUCGCGCUGCAUCGUGCGAACUGUGCCGCUGGCGGGUCACCACAGCGGGAAUCCCGUGCCCGUCUGUCGUUCCUGCUUCCGGACACUGCAGCAGACGACGCCGUAGGGCGAUGGUG
Molecule: messenger RNA, 2225 nt
Organism: Phlebotomus argentipes
Lineage: Eukaryota; Metazoa; Arthropoda; Insecta; Diptera; Psychodidae
Gene: Mtmr6
Product: myotubularin-related protein 8
Exons: 4
Coding region: 161-2215 (684 amino acids)
Biological process (GO): dephosphorylation
Molecular function (GO): metal ion binding; phosphatase activity
Source: RefSeq, a predicted model, not a curated record